Daktulosphaira vitifoliae (grape phylloxera) is the source of this 783-nucleotide messenger RNA. RefSeq lists its product as uncharacterized. NCBI's taxonomy places the organism in Eukaryota, Metazoa, Arthropoda, Insecta, Hemiptera, Phylloxeridae. The record is from RefSeq and is a predicted model, not a curated record. The transcript has 2 exons. Bases 1 to 783 code for a protein of 260 amino acids.
AUGAACGCCGAAGAACUACGCAAUCAAUUGGAGGAGUUACGCCAAGAAAACGCUCGCCUUGCAGCACUACAGGCACAGCAAUAUCCAACAGCUUCAGUGAAUCGCGUUGCCGUCAAGUUGCCACCUUUCUGGUCCGAAAGACCGAGCUUAUGGUUCUCACAGGUUGACUCGCAGUUUGCAAUCUCGGGAAUAACAAGUGAGGAAACAAAAUUUAAUUAUGUUGUGGCUCAGCUUGAUACGCGUUACGCCGCCGAAGUAGAGGAUAUUAUUACUAACCCACCGCCUACUGAACGCUACAAACAUCUACGCGCAAAACUCGUUGAACGGUUGUCUAUCUCAGAAGAACAACGUGUGCGGCAACUCAUCAAUGAAGAAGAACUAGGUGACCACAAUAUUUUACGUCAACUUUGGCUCCGCCGUCUACCAUCACAUGCACAAGCUAUUUUAACCGCACAAUCAGAGCUUCCUCUGGAUAAGGUAGCCGAGCUGGCUGACAAAAUUGUUGAAGUGCAGCCAGCCCCCUCGCAAUUCGUCCAUGCUGUUGCCACGACGAACAAUAAAAAGGAACUCGAUGUUUUAGCCGCCAUUGAAGCACUCGCAAAACAGGUAAGCGAAUUAUGUGCUAAACGCCCGCAACGUUCCCGCUCUAGGUCACGUAACCGUUCAAACGUGGAACUGACUAACGGCAAAGGAUGGUGUUGGUAUCAUAGCACUUAUGGAGAAAAGGCUGCCAAAUGUAAGGCUCCCUGCAAGUAUCAGGAAAACUCCAACGACAGUCAGUAG